UCAGUGUAAAUGAAAAGACUACAGCAACUACCAUUGACAGUUGGUUUGAAAACCGAAGCAAAAGACGACGAGACGCGGACUCUCCGACUCCACUCUCCUCUCUCUUUCCUAUUCUUUGUUUGUUGCUUCAGAUCUCUGACUUAGUUUCUCUUUUAGGGUUAAUUAUUUAUUAUUAUAUAUUUCCUUGCUGUACCCAUUGUAUAAAUACGGGAUGCACAAGUGUAUAUUUACAUUUUGGCGGUGCUUAUUCACUUGAUCGAACAUAAUUUGUGAGAUUUACGUUUUGGAUCAUUGGCAUAUUGGAUCUUUCGAUUUUCAAGGGGUAAUGGCGGUGGUUUCUGGACCUGUGACACCGGGACAGGUGUCAUUUUUGCUUGGAAUCAUCCCAGUUUUUAUUGCAUGGAUAUACUCUGAAUGCUUGGAGUAUAAAAAGUCAUCAUCCCCAUCUAAAGUCAGUCAUUCAGAUAGUAAUCUGGUUGAAAUGGAAACUGCGACAGUAAAGGAAGACGACCGGGCUGUGUUGUUGGAAGGAGGUCUUACAAAGUCAGCCUCCACAAAUUUGUCCACUCCAUCCAUUAAAACAAACUUAAUUAGGUUUUUGACGAUGGAUGCCUCAUUUUUGCUUGAAAACCGACAAAUUUUGAGAGCGAUGUCUGAGUUUGGUGGACUUCUACUCUAUUUUUACAUAUGUGACCGUACAAACUUGUUUCCAGAUUCCACCAAGAGCUACAAUCGCGAUCUUUUCCUUUUUCUCUACAUUCUUCUUAUCAUAACUUCAGCAAUGACUUCUCUGAAGAAACAUGCUGACAAGUCAGCAUUUUCUGGGAAAUCCAUACUUUAUCUUAAUCGCCAUCAGACUGAGGAGUGGAAAGGAUGGAUGCAGGUUCUGUUUUUGAUGUACCAUUAUUUUGCUGCGUCGGAGAUAUACAAUGCAAUUCGAGUUUUCAUUGCUGCUUAUGUUUGGAUGACUGGCUUUGGAAAUUUCUCCUACUAUUACAUUAGAAAAGAUUUUAGUGUUGCACGGUUUGCUCAGAUGAUGUGGAGGCUAAACUUUUUUGUGGCAUUUUGUUGCAUUGUUCUUAACAGUGAUUAUAUGCUAUACUACAUCUGUCCAAUGCACACGCUCUUCACUCUUAUGGUGUAUGGUGCCCUUGGUAUUGGCCACAACUAUAAUGAGAUAAAAUCAGUAAUGGUUCUUAAAAUUUUGAUGUGCUUUCUCGUGGUUAUCUUGGUAUGGGAAAUUCCUGGAGUUUUUGACCUGAUUUGGAGUCCCUUCACUUUUCUAUUAGGAUAUACCGAUCCUGCAAAACCGAAUCUUCCUCGACUGCACGAGUGGCAUUUUAGAUCUGGGCUUGACCGUUAUAUCUGGAUCAUUGGAAUGAUCUACGCCUAUUUUCACCCCAAUGUUGAGAAGUGGAUGGAGAAACUGGAGGAGUGUGAUGCGAAGCGGAGAAGCUCAAUCAAAACAUUGGUUGUGAUAGUCUCCUCAAUUGUUGGCUAUUUGUGGUAUGAAUUUAUAUACAAGUUGGACAGGGUUACAUACAACAAGCUCCAUCCAUACACGUCAUGGAUUCCCAUAACUGUUUAUAUAUGUUUGCGGAAUUCUUGUCAGCAGCUUCGGAAUUUUUCGUUGACCCUUUUUGCAUGGCUUGGCAAAAUUACUUUGGAAACCUAUAUUUCCCAGUUUCACAUCUGGCUAAGGUCAAACAUGCCAAAUGGACAGCCUAAAUGGCUACUUUGUUUGAUCCCAAAUUAUCCUUUGCUUAACUUCAUGCUGACAACUGCCAUUUACAUCUUGGUAUCAUAUCGGGUUUUUGAGCUGACUAACACAUUGAAGUCAGCUUUCUUACCCACAAGAGACAAUAAGAAGUUACUUCACAAUUUUGUUGCGGGAGCUGCCAUCUGUGGGUGUUUAUAUUGCAUCUCAUUCAUUCUUCUUCGAAUCCCUCAUUAACGAGAUGAAGAAAAAUAUUUUGGUGAGCUUACACGGACAGCAGGGAAGGUACCGGUGAAUGAGUUGGUGGAACAUCACUUGCCAUUACAGCCAAAGAACAUAUGUCCGGUCUUUGUGUCUGAAGGUAGACAAAGCAAAGUAACACAAAAAAGGGGAACAUUUUGUUUGUGGGCUUUCCACGCUUGUAUUAGUCACAUCCUCCCUCAUAAUCUCGUGAGUUGUUAAUCCACAAUGUAGAGAUAAAGAAAUAUACAGGAACAUAUUUUGGAUAAUUAUUACAGCCACUUUUCAUGGGUAAUUUGAUAUAUGAAUGUGAUAGUAUUUACAUUUC
Messenger RNA from Olea europaea var. sylvestris, 2285 nucleotides. Its product is annotated as protein REDUCED WALL ACETYLATION 3-like. Gene Ontology annotation, cellular component: Golgi apparatus. Bases 326 to 1954 code for a protein of 542 amino acids. Gene Ontology annotation, molecular function: acetyltransferase activity. Gene Ontology annotation, biological process: plant-type secondary cell wall biogenesis; xyloglucan metabolic process; xylan biosynthetic process. The transcript has 16 exons. The record is from RefSeq and is a predicted model, not a curated record. NCBI's taxonomy places the organism in Eukaryota, Viridiplantae, Streptophyta, Magnoliopsida, Lamiales, Oleaceae.